AUUGUUUCUCAGCUUGUACAACAAUGCAGUAAAUAUUUGUAUUCAGUGACUCUCUCUCUCUCUCUCUUCAGUCUCUGUCUCAUUGAUUUUGAUUUUACAUUUUAUCACAUUCACAGGAGCUUUCCCUGCAUUACCAUUUAUGACAUAUCUUUCAUUUCUUCAAUCCCCACAAACCCUAAAGAUUUACUUUCACUUUCUCUUUUUCUCUCUUCUUCUCUGCCGUGAAGGAAGAGCAAAAUUCAAGAGUUGAAUUUGGUACAUCAUGCUGUGGGCUCGGAAAAUCUGAAGCUUUUUCUUUGAGGAACUUGAUUUGGCCGCUUUUACUUUUUGCCCCACUUGUUUCACCCCUCAAUUAUUUGAAGGAUCGAAAGCAGUUUGAUACUUCUGUGUCGCUUUGCAUAUUCUGCAUUGAUUCUCUCAUCGUUGCUAGGCGUCAGAAACUGCAAAAGCAAAGCACUGUUGUGUUUUUUCUUUUUCUUUUUUUUUUGAAGUAGAGAAUCAAUAUCCUGCUUUCAGAGCCAAAAGGGUGUCCAGAACUGGAACAUAUUGAUGCCAAUUUUUGUACUGUUUGAGAAAGUGAGGACCCCAAUUGGGUUUCUAAGUUAGUUUCUUGGGAAUUUAGGUGACUUGGGUAAAAGGGUCUUUUCAGUGCAGGUUCUACAGCGGCUAGGUUGCUAGACGGAAUGGUGGUGCAUGUCUGAUAGUAUAUGUUCGGAAUCUAGAACAGUGAGGGGCAAUCUAAUUAUGGAAAUAUUCGUUUGGAUGUGUGUCUUUGCUUUUGGCUUUGAGGGCAUUUGAGAUUGAACGUUUUAAGGAAGGUGAUUUUGCAAUUGUGUGUUGUAAAAUUUGGUAAUGAGUCGAGAACCGAAGCGGGAGAAGCAGGAGAAGGGCUCCGAUGACGCUGAGAAGGUUGUCGUCGCGGUUAAGGCCUUGAAGGAAGUUCCUAAGACUGCUCUGGUCUGGGCGUUGACUCAUGUUGUCCAACCUGGUGACUGUAUAACACUACUUGUGGUUGUGCCCUCUCAAAGUUCUGGUAAAAAGUUAUGGGGCUUCCCAAGAUUUGCAGGGGAUUGCGCCAAUGGUCACCGGAAGUCUCAUACGGGAACAACCUCUGAGCUGAAAUGCGAUAUAUCAGAUUCCUGCUCUCAGAUGAUCCUUCAGCUCCAUGAAGUUUAUGAUCCAAAUAAGAUAAAUGUCAAGAUAAAAAUUAUUUCUGGAUCACCUUCUGGUUCUGUGGCGGUAGAGGCUAAAAAAGCUCAAGCCAGUUGGGUUGUUUUAGACAAACAUCUAAAACAUGAGGAAAAACACUGCAUGGAAGAGCUGCAGUGCAACAUUGUGGUUAUGAAGCGUUCCCAGCCAAAAGUUCUUCGCUUGAAUUUGAAUGGAUCAUCUAAAAAGGAACCUGAAUUGGCCAGUUCCUUGCUGUCUGAGCAUGGUGCAGGGUCUGAUAAACAUCCCAAGCAGAGGAAUGAUUCUUUGAGUUCCAUUCGAGGGCCGGUUGUGACUCCAACUAGUAGUCCAGAGCUUGGGACACCAUUCACAGCCACCGAGGCUGGUACCUCAUCGGUGUCAAGUUCAGAUCCAGGAACUUCACCUUUUUUCACCAGAAAAAAUGAAGAUCUGAAGAAAGUGGAAUCAUUAGUUAGUAAAGAAAACAAAGUUCUUGAUGACAGUAGUUCAGACACAGACAGUGAACAUUUAUCAUCUUCAGGUAGUAUGAGGUUCCAACCAUUGAUAGCUGAAUUUCUUGAUUCUCAUCGUCCAUCCUUGCAACACAUGGAAGAAAGCUCACACAGAAGUAACGAUAACUCAAAAGCAUCUACUACCAAGGUUUUACUGAAAUUUUCGAAAAUUGAUAGAGAUGCUGGAAUUGGAAUGCCCAAUCAUAGAGCUGACAUGGAGUUCAGCGGAAAUCUGAGAGAAGCAAUUUCACUGUCCAGAAAUGCUCCUCCAGGCCCCCCUCCAUUAUGUUCAAUAUGUCAACACAAGGCACCUGUGUUUGGAAAACCUCCAAGGUGGUUCAGCUAUGCAGAGCUAGAGCUUGCUACCGGAGGAUUUUCACAAGCCAAUUUUUUGGCUGAGGGAGGGUUUGGUUCUGUUCACAGAGGGAUGCUGCCAGAUGGCCAGGCUGUUGCUGUCAAGCAACACAAAUUGGCUAGUUCUCAGGGCGAUCAGGAGUUCUGUUCAGAAGUAGAAGUCCUGAGCUGUGCUCAGCACCGAAAUGUUGUCAUGUUGAUUGGUUUCUGUAUUGAGGACAGAAGAAGAUUGCUGGUCUAUGAGUAUAUAUGCAAUGGGUCAUUGGAUUCUCAUCUAUACAGGCGACAUCGUGAGCCUUUAGAAUGGUCUGCACGGCAAAAGAUUGCUGUAGGGGCAGCUCGAGGGCUACGAUAUCUUCAUGAAGAAUGCAGAGUGGGUUGCAUUGUGCACCGUGACAUGCGACCAAACAACAUCCUGAUCACCCAUGAUUUUGAGCCACUGGUUGGAGAUUUUGGCCUCGCAAGGUGGCAGCCUGAUGGGGACACGGGUGUGGACACAAGAGUAAUUGGAACUUUCGGAUAUUUGGCUCCUGAAUAUGCUCAAAGUGGUCAAAUUACAGAAAAGGCUGAUGUUUAUUCCUUCGGGGUGGUCUUGGUGGAACUUGUUACAGGGCGAAAAGCUGUGGACCUUAACCGGCCUAAAGGGCAGCAAUGUCUCACUGAAUGGGCCCGCCCGUUAUUAGAAGAAUUUGACAUUGAUGAACUGAUUGACCCCAGACUUGAAAACUUCUAUUCCGAACACGAGGUUUACUGCAUGCUGCACGCUGCGUCGCUAUGUAUACGGCGGGAUCCGCAAUCUAGGCCUCGCAUGUCUCAGGUUCUGCGCAUACUAGAAGGUGACAUGAUGAUGGACAAAAAUUACAUGUCAACGCCCGGGUAUGAUGUAGGAUGCCUGAAUGGUCAGGAUGUGGGAUGCCGGAGUGGCCGACUUUGGUCAGAGCAGCAGCAGCGGCAGAAGGAACAUUAUAGCGGCCCGCUACUAGAUGAGGCGAUGGAAGGGUACGAGAAGCUCUCUUGAGAAUUUAAGGCCAGGUUUUAGGGAGAGGGACAGGGCAGGGCGGACUUCAUGCGAAAACCAUUUGCGAAGCGCUCGCCUUUUAGAACUACCACAUACUUAGUGGACUAAAGAUGUGAUCUCCUUUUUGUAACGUAAUCCAUAAUUCCUUUGAUAUUUUGGUUAAUGCCACCUGCAUUUUACUUCUGUAUAGUAAAAAGAAGAGAAUAGCAAGGUUUUGGAAACUUUUAUUGGUGAAUCUAAUGAAAAAUACCACUUCAAGUCUUCAA
Molecule: messenger RNA, 3320 nt
Organism: Pyrus x bretschneideri (Chinese white pear)
Lineage: Eukaryota; Viridiplantae; Streptophyta; Magnoliopsida; Rosales; Rosaceae
Product: inactive protein kinase SELMODRAFT_444075
Biological process (GO): protein phosphorylation
Molecular function (GO): ATP binding; protein kinase activity
Source: RefSeq, a predicted model, not a curated record